CUUUUCUUGAGCCUUUUCGUUGAUCCUUGGCUAAAAAUUAGAACAAACACUGGAUUGUAUAAAAAAGAAAUGUAGUGAGCACUAAAAUUUAUAAAUGUUUAUUACGUGUAAAAGAAAGGUUUAAAAACUACAAAAAGAUUCUUAUUUGACAUGCAUACAUUUCCUGUCUUCGUGUUGUUGGUACUAAUUUCCAUGUCCUCAGCAAGAAAAAUUAAGCUUGAACCGUUAUGAACCCCUAUGCGGUUCUCAACCUGGAAAAAGAUGAAUCGUAUACUGAUGAUCAAAUAAAAGAAGCUUACCGGAAGGCUUUAUUGCAAUUUCACCCGGAUAAACGAAAAGAUAUUCAACCUGGUCGUUAUAGUGUUGACCAAAUACGCGAGGCUUUUCAAAUUCUAGCAAGUGAAGAAGGACGUGAAAAUUUCUAUAAAAAUAGUGAAAUUGACCGCGCUCAAUACUACUCUGUCGUUGACUUAAGUGAAUUUGACGAGUUGGAGGAUGGCUCUUACUACUAUCCUUGCCGGUGUGGUGAAUUAGGAGGCUAUGUCGUAACAGAAGAGAACUUGGAAAACGAAGAAAGCGUCAUUCCUUGCUUGGGUUGCAGUUUGACCAUUCAGGUAGCUUACGAAGUGGUAGAAACGGAUGGUAGUCAGCAAUAAGUAUGGUGAAAUUAUUGCAAUAUCUAGAAAGGCAAUUGACGGGUGUUUACCUUCUCUUGUCUGACUAAAUCAAGGGCCUUGAAAGAAUCAAACAAAUAAAACAGCGUUGAACAAUUUACCACAUUAUAACACAUUCAAUGAAGAAUUAUGGGUUUAGUCUUUGGAAUUCUAUCUGAGCACCACUGCUUGAGAUAUACUUUUCUUGGUACUCGCUCGUUUUGUUUACUGAAGAGUAUAUUGGCAGAACAGUUCUUUGAGAAGUAGGCGAGUAUGUUCUUUUUCUUAGAUUAUGGUUUAAUUUUGGAAUUAUUAGAAAUACAGACAGCUCGUUUUCUAAGGAGAAGGGAAAAACUCGACUUGUCUCGAUCAUUCCUUUAAUGAGUAUUCGUAAACAUCUAACAAAAUUAUCACUCAUAAUGUAUGUAGAGAAAAAAGAUCAAUCUAAAUUCAACGGGAAAGAUAGAAAAUGAAAG
Messenger RNA from Schizosaccharomyces octosporus yFS286, 1129 nucleotides. RefSeq names its product diphthamide biosynthesis protein Dph4. Lineage: Eukaryota; Fungi; Ascomycota; Schizosaccharomycetes; Schizosaccharomycetales; Schizosaccharomycetaceae. The record is from RefSeq and is a predicted model, not a curated record. The transcript has 2 exons. The coding region runs from base 228 to 656 and encodes 142 amino acids. Gene Ontology annotation, biological process: protein histidyl modification to diphthamide. Gene Ontology annotation, molecular function: metal ion binding.